AUGGAUUCCGGUAACAGUGGCAGCUUGCAAUCAUCUAGCGGCUGUGGCGACGGCGGAGUAGGUGGUGGUGGUUGUGAUGAGGUGUAUGAUUCAAGGACGGAAUCUGUGUUUUUAAAUCCUCCUCCUACACAGUUUAACCACAUGCCGAUGUUUCAACAACCACCGCCAUCAUCAUCGUCGUCGUCGCACCACCAACCACAACCACCGUCCACCUUCUUUGAUCCGUCUUCGUUUUCACAACCCUUAAACCCAAACACUAAUCCGAUGUACAAUCUUGAUUCUCUCUGGUCCAGAAACCAGAAUUCGAUGUAUAAUCUUGAUUCUCAGCAAGAUCCCUAUCUUAAUCCGACACCGGUGGAUGAUAAUAUAAACCCGGAUACUGAAACUGAAAAAGUAGGUCAUGUAACAACGAAGAACCCCAAGAAGCGUACACGAGCUUCCCGGCGAGCGCCCACCACCGUACUCACCACCGACACCACUAAUUUCCGACAAAUGGUUCAAGAAUUCACCGGUAUCCCCGCCGCCCCUUUCUCCACCUCCUCGUCGUCGUCUCCUUUUUCUCGCCGGAUCGAUCUUUACGGUGGUGGACUUGCGCCGCUGAAUCCUAUACGGCCGUCGGCGCAGAAAAUUCAGCUACAACAACAGCCUACAUAUUUGAAUUCCACAACUGCAACGACGAGUAAUUUCCAAUUACCCCCUGCUGAAAGUCACCUGUUUACAAAACAGCCCCUGAAUUUAUCAAAUUUGCAAAGGCAGAUGUUUCAAUUUCAAUCUCUUUCACAAACAAGGCUUCCUCAGCAAAGCAGUGUAAUAGAAGGUGAGAAUCAUCGAUCGGAACCACCAAAUGCGUUUGCAAGUUCAUCUUCGACGUCAUUGAAAAGAUGGAGGGGUCAAGAUGAAACUUUGAUGAAUCUUGAGGGGGAAAGGGGUAAUUCUCAGAACGUUGUCGUUUCAUCAAGAAGUGAUGGUGAUCAACUUCCAGGUAACGAGGAUUCAUGGAUUUGUCCUUCUGAUUAA
Messenger RNA from Lactuca virosa, 1017 nucleotides. NCBI's taxonomy places the organism in Eukaryota, Viridiplantae, Streptophyta, Magnoliopsida, Asterales, Asteraceae. The record is from the annotation of a GenBank genome assembly.